AAAUGACGAAAACAUCUGCCGGUAGGUGGAUUUAAAUUAAAGUGUCAGUGAUAAGAUUAUACCACACCAAACAAGAAGUCAGAAACAAAGAAUCUUAGAUAGGGCAAUGUUGACACCAAAGUUUGAAUUAAAUCAAGAUGAUGAAUUUCUAAUUUUACACAUUAAAACACCUUUUGCCAAGAUCUCUGAAACAGAAAUAUAUUUUCAAGAUUAUGAUUUUAAAUUUUUCUCAAAACCUUAUUUUUUGAGACUAAAUCUUCCUGGAAAAGUAAUUGAAAAUGGAAGAGAAUCUGCACGAUAUGAUUGCGAUAAAGGAUCAUUUGUAAUACAUAUUCCAAAAUUGAAUCAUGGAGAAAAUUUUGAAGGAUUAAACUUGCUUACAAAAUUGCUUGCUCCAACAAAAUGCAUUUCAGCUGUUCCUUUAAUUGAAGUUUUAGAUAACAACAAAGAAUCAUCAGAAGCUAUUGAUGAAUUUUCUUGGGAAAUAGAUCAAGUUCCAUUUCAGAAUGAAGAAGAAACAGUGAUAACAACUAUCAAAUAUGGAUUUGCAAAUAAUUACAGUGCUGUUUUAAAUAGGUUAAAGGAAGAAAUUCCAGACUGUGUUGAUCUUUCUGAUCCUGAUGACAAACCUCCUUAUGUGAGAAAAAAAGAAAAAUUUGAAGCUGAAUUGAAACACUUUAAUGAAGACCAUUAUUUAGCUGAUCUGUAUGAAGAUGAAGCAAUAAAAGAACUUAUAAAAUUUGAAACAAAAUGGGAGAAAGAUUAUAAACGAUAUUCAUCUCAUUCAGUUAAAGAAUUUACAGAAGCAGAAAAAGAAAAAAUGCUGAAAUUACCAAAUAAAGAAUAUUUAUUAGAUGAAGAAACAAGACAUGCUCUUUAUCUUGGUUUAGUAGAUAUUUUGUUAGCAUUUGCAUAUAACGGAAGAACUACAGCGGGAGAAAAUACUGUGGAAUCAGCAUGGACAAUCUGCAAAUUGAGUGGGACAUUAUCAUGGCUUGUAACUUUCCAUUCUUUGAAUGAAGUGGCAAUAAAUUUUAUACGUCGAAGUCUCUGUUAUCCUUUAUACAGACACUGGGGACUAUCAUUAAAAGUGAUAAAAGAUGCUAGUAAAAUAUUAUAUUUAGGAAAAGAAUAUGUUUUAAAAUGUUUGUUGGAAAUACAUUCCCUUCUACAGAAAUACGAGUCAAGAUAUAUCAUCAAUGAUCUUUAUAUUAUGGACUACUGCAUAUGGAUACAGACUGUUAGCACAGAAACUUUGAUGUCAUUAUCAAAUGCCCUUUCUCGGGUCAGAAUAAAUAAGGAACAUGUAAAAUUAGAUUUGAUUGAAUUAGAAGCAGCUUCAGUAUUGGCUAUAAAAGAAAAUGAAAGUAAAAAUGAUAAUUUGACUUCCACUACAAAUUGCACAAAUACCAGAGAGUCAGAAGUGCCAAAUAAAGAUAUUGAGGAAAUAUGUGAUAAAAUUGAGGAAGUCAGUUUACAAUCAAAUACAAAUUUUAAAUUGUCUUCUCAAUGCAACUAUUCGAAUUCUAAUGAUUCGGAUUCAGAAAGUGAACUGGACUCUGAUAGUGAAAGUUCCAGUUCCAUAGCUACAUCAAUGACAGAUAGUGAUGAUUACUGCUCUUCAGAUUCAGAUUCAGAAGACAGUUCUGAUGAUAAUUUAGAUGAAAGAUGUUCUCUUUUAACUAAGCUGAGAAGUUAGAUAAAACUAUUUUUACAAUUAUAUUUUUUUAUAAUCUUAAAAAAGUUUUUUAAGUGUAAUAUAUUUAUUGAAUCAGAAAAUGUGAAUAUAUAUUUU
This is a messenger RNA of Centruroides sculpturatus (bark scorpion), 1795 nucleotides long. Its product is annotated as protein SHQ1 homolog. NCBI's taxonomy places the organism in Eukaryota, Metazoa, Arthropoda, Arachnida, Scorpiones, Buthidae. The record is from RefSeq and is a predicted model, not a curated record. Gene Ontology annotation, cellular component: cytoplasm; nucleoplasm. Bases 107 to 1699 code for a protein of 530 amino acids. Gene Ontology annotation, biological process: box H/ACA snoRNP assembly. The transcript is spliced from 15 exons.